This is a messenger RNA of Arctia plantaginis, 1038 nucleotides long. The record is from the annotation of a GenBank genome assembly. NCBI's taxonomy places the organism in Eukaryota, Metazoa, Arthropoda, Insecta, Lepidoptera, Erebidae.
AUGUCGCAAUCGCGGAAGUGUAAAAUAUCAUCGUCGGCAGAGCAUUUUUUGUCCAACGGCGACAACGGACCGAGACAUGAUCUUUCCAUGGCUAGGACCGCCAAGGACUUACAAUCACGAUCCACCCACCCUAAUGAAUGUCGAAGAAAAAAAAGCAACAAAAAGAUACCAAAAAGUCUGCGCUACGAUCUUGAAGCAGCCUUAGUUGGUUUAUGCGACGUUUGGUUUGAAAAUAUCAAGCCGCAUUUAGUGCGAAACAAUAUAAAGUUACACGUGCACAAUACGGAAGCGGCUGCAGACGCUGCUGCUUCUGCCUGUGGAGACUUGGAGACACCAGCGAUGCCUCCUUGCGCACAUCUCGACCCAGGUGCUGCUACCGAUCUUCUUCGGCAGGAGGAUGCAUGUUAUGUCGGCUUCUGUGCAACGCAGCCAAUAGCAUCGGAAGCGCAAUGUUUCAGGCCACAAGUGUCGAUCUGCCAGAACCAAUCAUCGCACGGACGCCCUCUGAAGACCCAUCAAAACAAUGAAAUUUUGUUGAAAAAUAAAUGUAAACACCAACCACGGCGUGUAUCGCGCACAUGUCAGACCAAUGCCAUCCUACGUGCGCCGAUGACAGAGCCAACUUUCUCAUUCAAAGAUCGUCAUAUACGAAACUUAUUUAAAUCCGUUUUUAAAAAGGUUCCAGUAUGUCCUCCUACUACGCCGCUAAGUGCAUUGCCAAAGUCUAAACAAAUAACGAACAUGGCUUCACAGACGGUGCCUCAAAUGUAUUGUACAUUUUUAGACAACUUAUGUUCACUCAAUCGACUCCGGGCCACCACCCCACUCUCACACAAUAAGACGCAGCAGCGCGUGCGGAAUCAGCCAAAUUUGUUUCAAAAUGACCUAAUAGAUAUUAUAGGUAAACGAAACGAUGAGAUAUUAAGAGAUAUUUCUAAAAGUCAACAGAAAGUAGGAUACCCCUCCCUGGUCAACUUAGUUUCACCUAGGGAUAGACAGAAAACCGGUGCUCCGAAGAAGAAUCCCCCUUGGAGAUGA